Molecule: messenger RNA, 1500 nt
Organism: Parascedosporium putredinis
Lineage: Eukaryota; Fungi; Ascomycota; Sordariomycetes; Microascales; Microascaceae
Source: the annotation of a GenBank genome assembly
AUGUCGGGUGCAUACGUCACAAGACAUGGCAUGUCCAAGGUUCGCUUCCAAUGGACCCCAAGCGGCAUAAAUGUCUACGUCCUUCAAGGAACCUUCUCUGGCCCAAAGGUCAAUAUGACCAAUAACCGUGUGGCCGGUAUCCUUGCUCUCCAGCAAGGCAAUAAUGAAGAGAUUCUAGCAUCAGCCUUCUCCGGUGGUGUGGGCCAUCCCAUUGGAGCCGAGAUGGUACUCGGCCCAGAUUGGAAUCAAAAGGUCCAGCACCUUGCGAAAAUCAUGGGCCUCCAGAUGGGCAGCCCCUUCGACGGCCCAGCCGGUCGAACUGUCCCAGGCCAGUGGCACUGCUCGCACAGCGAGAAGAAACUCGCGGCCUUUGCCGCAGCUACUCUGCUCUCUCUCAUCGGUCAGCUGCCGGCCGAGUUUGACAGCAUCACGCUGGAUCACCUCGCUGCGGUACGGGAGCACAAGUGGGCCCAUGGCGAGAGGCCUAAUCUACAAAUUCACAUCACACGCUCCCUUGCCAGCUGUGCCGAGGAGGAGGUCCUGGACUUGACCUUUGACACAGACAGGACCCCAGACAUCCCUUCACGCUUCCGCUCAGCCUUGGCUGACGCCAUGAACUGCACUGAGCCCGAAGUAGAAGUGAGCAUGGCUCCUGAGAUCCUCAGCAGUGCUCGUUGGGCCGAGGAAGUUACACCUCAAAUUCAAGCACCCGAUACCAGCAUUGAUAAGCCCUACUGGGUCGCCUAUGAGGAAAAGCUCAAGCGUGAGAACAAGUCCUGGUCCGCGCCCAGGUCCAAGGAGCCCUCCCUUGCCCCUAACUUUUCCUCGCCUGAGCCAGAAGAAAAUGGCAGUUCCGGGGCCGGGGACGCAACCGGUUACGAUACAGAUGUUAGUAUUGAGGUCAUCGGCAAGUCUCAAUUUUACUCACGCCCUUUGGCGAACCAGACCUCGCCUGAAUGGUCAUCAAGCUCUGGGAACGAUGACGACCUAGAUGAGCUUCACCCAGAUACCCCCAUCGCCUCAAUUGAGUCUGAGGAGUUGGAUACCUGGGUUGAAACCCAUAACACUGAUCAUCAUGACGAUUCGGACCUGAGCAGUGACUGGGCGAACCUGCCUACGCCCGACGCUGGUGCUGGUCCUGUUUCCGACGAUGCCCGCAAGCACAUUGCUGAGUACCAGUACACCGGUCCGAUCCUUCGGCGCCCAUCUCUGUACCCUAAGCCUCGUUCCAGCCCCAUCUUGUCAACUCCCUCCUGCGUCCGUAGGCUCAAUCAGAGGGCCAGCACGCCUUACCCACAAGGCAGCCGGAAAAGAGGACACUCCCUCUUCCGGGAGGAUAGCGACGGAUCUACUGACAUUGCCACUCCUCCAUCGAAGCAUCCACGAACGAACGACUACUCCGUCCGUGAAUUAGCGAGUGUCCCGGACGACGAGACCGAGGGCUUCGCUGACGAGAACCGAUCCCCAAUUGAGUCUUAUUACUGGAGCUUGGACGACUGA